Micromonas pusilla CCMP1545 is the source of this 423-nucleotide messenger RNA. RefSeq lists its product as uncharacterized. NCBI's taxonomy places the organism in Eukaryota, Viridiplantae, Chlorophyta, Mamiellophyceae, Mamiellales, Mamiellaceae. Gene Ontology annotation, cellular component: CCR4-NOT complex. The annotation marks the transcript as partial. Gene Ontology annotation, biological process: protein ubiquitination. The transcript is spliced from 2 exons. The record is from RefSeq and is a predicted model, not a curated record. Gene Ontology annotation, molecular function: RNA binding; ubiquitin-protein transferase activity.
CACCUCGCGAACGUGCGCGUCGUCCAGCGAAACCUAGUCUACGUCGUCGGCCUCACGGAAAAGUACUGCGUAGAGAGCGCGCUUCGCGGGAACGAUCUCUUCGGACGCUUCGGGCGAAUCACGAAGUGCCAGACCGCGCCGCCGCGGCACGUGGACUACGUCGCGCGCAAUCGCUACGGCGCCAACACCCCCGCGAGCGAGCUGACCGGGGGAGCGUACAUCACGUACGCCUCGGACGACGCGGCGCGGCGAUGCGUCGCCGCCGUCGACGGAACGCGCCUGGAUGGGAAAUCGCUUCGCGCGUGUCACGGCACGACUAAGUACUGCAACGCGUUCAUUCGACACGAGCAGUGUCGGAAUCCGGAGUGCGCGUACCUGCACACGAUCGGCGACGACGCGGACUCGUUCACGAAAGAGGAGAUG